AUGGCCAAGUUUGUUUCCACCAUCGCCCUUCUCUUCGCUGCUCUUGUUCUCUUUUCUGCUUUUGAAGCACCAACAAUGGUGGAAGCACAGCAGCAGAAGUAUUGCGAGAGGGGAAGUGGGACAUGGUCAGGAGUCUGUGGAAACAGUAAAGCAUGCAAUAAUCAGUGCAUCAACCUUGAGGGAGCACGACAUGGAUCUUGCAACUACCGCUUCCCAGCUCACAGAUGUGUCUGCUACUACCCGUGUUAA
Molecule: messenger RNA, 249 nt
Organism: Microthlaspi erraticum
Lineage: Eukaryota; Viridiplantae; Streptophyta; Magnoliopsida; Brassicales; Brassicaceae
Source: the annotation of a GenBank genome assembly